Molecule: messenger RNA, 7112 nt
Organism: Mangifera indica (mango)
Lineage: Eukaryota; Viridiplantae; Streptophyta; Magnoliopsida; Sapindales; Anacardiaceae
Product: protein CELLULOSE SYNTHASE INTERACTIVE 1-like
Exons: 8
Coding region: 402-6740 (2112 amino acids)
Biological process (GO): anisotropic cell growth; regulation of cellulose biosynthetic process
Cellular component (GO): cellulose synthase complex
Molecular function (GO): microtubule binding
Source: RefSeq, a predicted model, not a curated record
AAAUAAGUUUUUUUUCUCUUUCUAUUACUCAUUCAUUGAUUCAUUUUAUUGUCUUCUUCUUUACGAAAUUCAGAGAUGCACUAACUCCACACUCCUUCAUUUCUCUCUCUUUCUCUUGAAAUUGAGCUCAAUCUGGCUUUACUACAUCAGAGUUUAGCUCAUCCGCAUUGGUUUUGAUGUUUUGACGGGGCAGGUCUGUACUUGAACUUGGAUCUGGAGAGGGUUGGGUUUUGGAUUGAAUUUCAUUUUGGGAAUCUUGAAAUAAAGUAAAGCUGGCAACCACAGUAGCUUGGAGGUUCGCUGGCAGCAAUGGAAACGGCCAUGCUGCCAAUGAUGCGGAAAAAAAUGGAGAUACCAGACUUCAAGAUUCAGAGCCCCCAACCCCACAUUCAGUUAUAAAGAUGAGUCUGAGAGAUCGCAGUAGCAGCAUGGAGGAUCCAGAUGGAACAUUAGCAAGUGUUGCACAAUGCAUUGAGCUGCUCCGGCAGAGUUCUUCAUCCGGACAAGAGAAAGAGUAUAACUUGAAGCUGUUGCUGGAACUUAUUGAUGCACGUGAAAAUGCUUUUAGUGCUGUUGGAUCUCACUCUCAAGCAGUUCCAGUACUUGUGUCUCUUCUUCGAUCAGGAACACUUGGGGUGAAGAUACAAGCUGCUAAUGUCUUAGGCUCUCUCUGUAAGGAGAAUGAAUUAAGGGUAAAAGUCUUACUUGGGGGAUGCAUUCCUCCAUUACUUGGUCUCCUCAAAUCCAGCUCAGCAGAGGGUCAAAUUGCUGCAGCAAAGACGCUUUAUGCUGUUUCUCAAGAUGGGGCAAAGGAUCAUGUUGGAUCCAAAAUUUUUUCAACUGAAGGAGUUGUGCCAGUGUUAUGGGAACAGCUUAAAAGUGGGCUCAAGACUGGAAAUGGGGUUGAUAACUUACUAACAGGAGCAUUGAAGAAUCUCUCUAGCAGUACCGAGGGAUUUUGGGCUGCAACAAUACAAGCUGGAGGAGUAGAUAUACUUGUUAAGUUACUCACAUCAGGACAACCGGGUACUCAAGCUCAUGUGUGCUUUCUUCUUGCAUGUAUGAUGAGGGAGGAUGCAUCUAUUUGCUCCCGGGUCUUAGCUGCAGAGGCUACAAAACAGCUUCUAAAGCUAUUAGGACCUGGUAAUGAACCCCCUGUUAGAGCAGAAGCUGCAGGUGCUCUUAAGUCUCUCUCUGCCCAGUGUAAAGAGGCAAGGCGUGAAAUAUCUGGUUCAAAUGGUAUUCCUGCUCUGAUAAAUGCUACAAUAGCUCCUUCUAAAGAAUUCAUGCAAGGUGAACAUGCCCAAGCCUUGCAGGAGAAUGCAAUGUGUGCUCUGGCAAACAUUUCUGGUGGCUUGUUGAAUGUCAUCUCAAGUCUUGGGCAAAGCCUUGAAUCAUGCUCUUCACCUACUCAAGUUGCAGACACAUUAGGGGCUUUGGCUUCAGCUCUUAUGAUAUAUGACAGCACGGCUGAAUCUACUAGACCAUCAGAUCCUUCAAUUGUUGAGCGGACUUUGAUAAACCAGUUCAAGCCAAAAUUACCAUUUCUCAUACAGGAGCGCACUAUAGAAGCUCUAGCCAGUUUGUAUGGGAAUCCCUUACUCUCAGUUAAACUUGCAAAUUCUGAGGCAAAACGAUUACUUGUCGGUUUGAUCACAAUGGCAACCAAUGAAGUUCAGGAUGAGCUUGUAAGAGCUUUUCUCAAACUUUGCAAUAAUGAAGGCAGUCUAUGGCAUGCCCUCCAAGGCCGUGAGGGGAUUCAGCUGUUGAUAUCCCUUCUUGGACUUUCAUCAGAACAGCAGCAAGAAUGUUCAGUUGCAUUGCUUUGCCUCUUAUCUAAUGAAAACGAUGAAAGUAAGUGGGCCAUCACUGCUGCUGGUGGCAUACCUCCACUUGUUCAAAUUCUGGAGUCGGGUUCUGCAAAAGCCAAGGAAGACUCUGCUACCAUUCUUCGGAAUCUAUGCAAUCACAGUGAAGAUAUACGUGCUUGUGUUGAAAGUGCCGAUGCUGUUCCUGCAUUGCUGUGGCUACUGAAAAAUGGGAGUUCCAAUGGGAAAGAAAUUGCUGCUAAGACUUUAAACCACCUAAUCCAUAAAUCAGAUACAGCAACUAUCAGCCAGCUCACUGCAUUGUUAACAAGUGAUCUACCUGAAUCCAAAGUUUAUGUUUUAGAUGCUCUUAGAAGCAUGUUGUCUGUGGUUCCCUUCAAUGAUAUAUUGCGUGAAGGCAGUGCUGCAAAUGAUGCAGUUGAGACAAUGAUUAAAAUAUUGAGCUCUACUAAAGAAGAGACUCAGGCUAAGUCGGCUUCAGCUCUCGCUGGGAUUUUUGAAACUCGGAAGGACUUGCGUGAAAGUAGCAUUGCUGUGAAAACUCUUGAUUCUGCGAUGAAGCUGCUAAAAGUUGAGUCUGAAAGCAUCUUAGCAGAGGCUGCUCAUUGCCUUUCUGCAAUAUUUCUGUCAGUCAAGGAGAACCGAGAAGUAGCUGCUACUUCUCAAGAUGCAUUGUCUCCUCUUGUUGCUCUUGCUAAUUGUUCAGUUCUGGAAGUUGCAGAGCAGGCAACAUGUGCUCUGGCAAAUCUUAUUUUAGAUAGUAAAGUUUCAGAGAAAGCUGUAGCUGAGGAAAUCAUUUUGCCCGCUACCAGAGUUUUGCAUGAAGGCACUGUUUCUGGAAAAACACAUGCAGCUGCCGCAAUUGCCCGUCUGUUGCAUUCACACCAAAUUGAUUCCACCAUAACUGAUUGUGUAAACCGUGCUGGAACCGUUCUUGCAUUGGUAUCUUUUCUGGAGUCUGCUAAUGGUGGAUCUGUUACCGCAUCAGAGGCUCUUGAUGCACUUGCUAUUCUGUCAAGGUCAGCAGGUGCUAGUGGGCAUGUGAAACCUGCCUGGGCAGUUUUAUCUGAGUUUCCGAAAAGCAUAACUCCAAUAGUUUCUUCCAUUGCUGAUGCAACACCCUUGUUGCAGGACAAAGCCAUUGAAAUAUUGUCACGACUUUGCCGAGAUCAACCUGUAGUAUUAGGAGAAAAAGUUAUCGAUGCCUCUGGGUGUAUCUCAUCAAUUGCUGAAAGAGUGAUUAGUUCCACAAACACAAAGGUCAAAAUUGGGGGAGCUGCACUUCUUAUAUGUGCGGCAAAAGUUAAUCACCAGAGAAUGGUGGAGGAUCUUAAUCAAACAAACUCAUGUCCUCAUCUUAUUCAAGCACUUGUCACAAUGCUAGGCAUUGUUGAACGCUCUUCAAGAGAUGAGGGUAUUGAUGAAAAAGAGGCCAUUAGCAUUUGCAGAAAUACUUCAGAGCAAGCUAGGAAUGAGAAAUCUGAGACAGGUACAACCGUUAUUUAUGGUGUCAACAUAGCUAUUUGGUUGCUCUCUGUUAUUGCUUGCCAUGAUAGAAAAAGCAAAACAACAAUAAUGGAGGCUGGAGCGGUGGAAGUUCUUACCGACAGAAUCUCGCAUUGUUAUUCACAUUAUAGUCAGAUUGAUUAUAAAGAAGAUAGCAGCAUAUGGAUUUGUGCUUUACUGCUCGCUGUUUUGUUUCAAGAUAGAGAUAUCAUACGAGCGAAUGCAACCAUGAAGGCUAUUCCUGCACUUGCAAAUUUGUUGAAGUCAGAGGAAUUUGCGAAUAGAUAUUUUUCUGCACAAGCAAUUUGCAGCCUAGUCUGCAAUGGUAGCCGGGGAACUCUUCUCUCUGUUGCAAAUUCUGGGGCAGCAGGUGGGCUUAUUGCCUUACUUGGCUGUGCCGAUGAUGAUAUACAAGACCUUCUGGAUUUGUCAGAGGAGUUUGCUUUGGUGCGAUAUCCAGAUCAAGUUGCUCUUGAGAGAUUGUUUAGAGUUGAGGACAUUAGGGUUGGUGCUACUUCUCGAAAAGCAAUACCUGCCCUUGUUGAUUUACUCAAGCCAAUGGCAGAUCAUCCUGGAGCACCUUUUCUUGCUCUUGGCCUUCUGACUCAGCUUGCUAAAGACUGUCCGUCAAAUAAGAUUGUAAUGGUGGAAUCUGGGGCUCUGGAAGCACUUACAAAGUAUCUUUCACUUGGUCCUCAAGAUGCAACUGAGGAAGCUGCUACCGAUCUGUUGGGGCUCCUAUUUAGCAGUGCUGAAAUUAGGAGACAUGAAGCUGCAUUUGGUGCUGUGGCUCAACUGAUGGCUGUAUUACGUUUAGGUGGAAGAGGUGCAAGAUAUAGUGCUGCCAAAGCAUUGGAAAGUCUAUUUUCUGCUGACCAUAUCCGGAAUGCAGAAACUGCAAGGCAAGCUGUUCAACCCUUGGUGGAGAUUCUUAAUACUGGUUUGGAAAGAGAGCAGCAAGCUGCUAUUGCUGCAUUGGUCAGGUUGCUGAGUGAAAACCCAUCAAAGGCCCUUGCAGUUGCAGAUGUUGAAAUGAAUGCAGUUGAUGUCCUUUGCAGGAUCCUUUCGUCUAAUUGUUCAAUGGAGCUGAAGGGGGAUGCUGCUGAGCUCUGUGGUGUUUUUUUUGGAAAUACAAGGAUUAGGUCCACAGUGGCUGCAGCACGAUGUGUUGAGCCUCUUGUCUCUCUUCUUGUAAGUGAGUUUAGUCCUGCUCAGUAUUCUGUUGUCCGUGCAAUAGAUAAACUUGUCGACGAUGAGCAACUUGCAGAAUUAGUUGCUGCAUAUGGAGCUGUUAUUCCUCUUGUUGGCCUUCUUUAUGGUAAAAAUUACAUGCUUCAUGAGGCCAUUUCUAGAGCUCUUGUGAAGCUUGGGAAGGAUAGACCUGGUUGUAAACUGGAAAUGGUGAAAGCUGGUGUAAUUGAAAGUGUACUUGAUAUCCUCCAUGAAGCACCAGAUUUCCUCUGUGCUACAUUUUCCGAAUUGCUUCGCAUAUUAACCAAUAAUGCAGGCAUUGCUAAGGGACCAUCUGCUGCAAAAGUGGUUGAGCCUUUUUUCUUGUUGCUUACUAGACCAGAAUUUGGGCCUGAUGGACAACAUAGUGCAUUGCAGGUUCUGGUUAAUAUUUUGGAACAUCCACAGUGUCGGGCUGAUUAUUCACUGACCUCUCACCAAGCUAUUGAGCCUCUUAUCCCCUUGCUUGAUUCUCCAGCUCCAGCAGUGCAGCAGUUGGCCGCUGAGCUUCUGUCACAUCUACUGCUGGAAGAACAUCUUCAGAAGGAUCCAGUGACGCAGCAAGUUAUUGGUCCUCUCAUCCAGGUCCUUGGUUCUGGCAUACACAUUUUGCAACAGAGAGCUGUCAAGGCUCUUGUAAGUAUUGCAAUAACAUGGCCAAAUGAAAUUGCAAAAGAGGGUGGUGUUAAUGAGCUAUCCAAAAUCAUACUGCAAGCUGAUCCACCACUUCCUCAUGCAUUGUGGGAAUCUGCUGCUUCUGUUUUAUCCAGUAUUUUGCAGUUUAGUUCUGAAUUUUAUUUGGAAGUGCCUAUUGCUGUGUUGGUAAGGCUGCUCUGUUCUGGCUCAGAGGGCACAGUUGUCGGCUCAUUGAAUGCUCUUCUAGUGUUGGAAAGUGAUGAUGGAACCAGUGCUGAAGCAAUGGCUGAAAGUGGUGCCAUAGAAGCUUUGCUAGAACUUCUCCGAUCUCAUCAGUGCGAGGAAACAGCUGCGAGGCUGCUGGAAGUGUUACUCAACAAUGUGAAGAUAAGAGAAUCAAAAGCUACAAAGUCUGCAAUUUUACCACUAUCCCAAUACCUCUUGGAUCCACAAACUCAAGCUCAGCAAGCAAGGCUAUUGGCAACCUUGGCUCUUGGUGAUCUAUUUCAAAAUGAGAGCCUUGCUCGAAGUGCUGAUGCAGUUUCAGCUUGCCGUGCACUAGUCAACGUUCUUGAAGAGCAGCCUACCGAAGAAAUGAAAGUGGUAGCUAUAUGUGCUUUGCAAAACCUUGUAAUGUACAGCAGAUCAAAUAAGAGAGCAGUGGCAGAGGCUGGAGGGGUUCAGGUUGUACUGGAUUUGAUCGGUUCAAGUGAUCCAGAUACAUCUGUUCAGGCUGCAAUGUUCGUUAAGCUUCUCUUUUCAAAUCACACCAUUCAGGAAUAUGCUUCCAGUGAAACAGUUAGAGCUAUAACCGCUGCUAUUGAAAAGGAAUUAUGGGCAACUGGAACUGUGAAUGAUGAGUAUCUAAAAGCUUUAAAUUCUUUAUUUAGCAACUUUCCACGUCUGAGAGCCACUGAACCAGCGACAUUGAGUAUACCCCAUUUGGUUACUGCACUCAAGACUGGUUCAGAGGCAACUCAAGAAGCUGCCUUGGAUACACUUUUUCUUCUCAGACAAGCUUGGUCAGCAUGCCCAGCUGAAGUUUCAAAAGCUCAAUCAGUUGCUGCUGCCGAUGCAAUCCCCUUGCUUCAAUACUUAAUCCAGUCUGGUCCACCCCGGUUCCAGGAGAAGGCUGAAUUUCUGCUGCAGUGUUUGCCAGGUACAUUAGUUGUUAUAAUCAAGCGUGGCAACAAUAUGAAGCAGUCGGUUGGAAACCCCAGUGUUUUCUGCAAGCUUACCCUUGGCAAUACUCCUCCUAGGCAAACUAAGAUUGUGUCAACUGGUCCUAAUCCUGAGUGGGAUGAGAGCUUUGCAUGGUCCUUUGAGAGUCCUCCAAAAGGCCAGAAACUUCACAUCUCUUGCAAGAACAAGAGUAAAAUGGGAAAGAGUUCUUUUGGCAAAGUAACCAUCCAAAUUGAUCGAGUCGUGAUGCUCGGAGCUGUUGCUGGCGAAUACACGCUAUUACCAGAAAGCAAGAGUGGCGCAUCGCGGAAUCUGGAAAUAGAAUUCCAAUGGUCCAAUAACCUGACACAGAAGUAAUUAUCAUCGCGGCAAAUUAAAACUUAGUAGGUAAAAAAUAUGGUAUGCACAAGUAGAGAAUUCUUUCAAUUUUUUCGUCGAUCAUUCGAUCCGACAUUUCGGUUAUAUCAUUAGUGUAUAUAGCAUUGCAGAGAUUUUAUUUUUUGUUAGUAGUCUGAAAUAGCCAAUUUGUAUUGUAAUCUUUUGUAAACUUGGAUGUUCUUGCAUUUGAUGAACAAGAAGAUUUGAGGUUUCUUUGGAAUAUUUGUACUGAGUUUUGUGUGCUGGUCAAUGUGAAAGGAAAGUAAGGAUAUUGUGGUUAAGUUAAUAAUAAAUGUUUGUGCCAUUUCCCAAAGGCUAUGGGCGACAUCAAGGAAUGGAAUUCUUAUGGAA